AUGAUAGAAUUCGUUUUAUUUUUAGGUCUACUUUUCACUCUGGGGGGACUGGCAGUGGCAUCCAACCCUUCUCCCUAUUAUGGGGUAGUUGGAUUGGUUGUGGCGGCUGUCGCGGGGGGUGGUUGGCUGGUAAGUUUAGGGGUUUCUUUCGUGUCUUUGGUACUGGUAAUGGUUUAUUUAGGUGGUAUGUUGGUAGUGUUUGUUUAUUCGGUGUCAUUGGCAGCUGAUCCGUAUCCUGAGACAUGGACGGAUUGAGGGGUUGUUGGUUAUGGGUUUGGGAUGGGUCUGGUUGUUAUGGUAGGGCUUGUUGUAAGUGGGGUGUUAGGGGUUCUGGCGGAUGUAAGUACGGCUAAUGGUUCUGGGUUAUUGUCGGUUCGGGUGGAUUUUAGUGGGGCGGCUGUUCUUUAUUCGGAGGGGGCUGGGUUUCUUUUAAUUGGGGGAUGGGGGCUGUUGUUAACUCUGUUUGUGGUGUUAGAGCUUGUGCGGGGGCUGUCUCGGGGGGCAAUUCGGGCUGUUUAG
Molecule: messenger RNA, 519 nt
Organism: Vidua macroura (Pin-tailed whydah)
Lineage: Eukaryota; Metazoa; Chordata; Aves; Passeriformes; Viduidae
Source: the annotation of a RefSeq genome assembly